AUGGUCCUUAAUUGGCAUCAGAGAUCUCACAUGGGGAAGAAGCCGUAUUCCUGUCCUGAGUGUGGAAACUGUUUUUCAAAGAAGUCAAUUCUUUAUAGACAUCAAGAUCUCACACGGGGGAGAAAGCCGUAUUCCUGUCCUGAUUGUGUGGGAAAUGUUUUUCAGAAGUCCAGUCUUCACAUACAUCAGAGAUCUCACACAGGGGAGAAGCCAUAUUCCUGUCCUGAGUGCGGGAAAUGUUUUUUCAGGAAGUCCAAUCUUUACACACAUCAGAGAUCUCACACAGGGGAGAAGCCGUAUUCCUGUCCUGAGUGUGGGAAAUGUUUUUCAGACAAGUCCAAUCUUUACAAACAUCAGAGAUCUCACACGGGGGAAAAGCCAUAUUCCUGUCCUGAUGUGGGAAAUGUUUUUCACAGAAGUCCAGUCUUUCACAAGCAUCAAAGAUCUCACACAGGGGAGAAGCCGUAUUCCUGUCCUGAGUGCGGGAAAUGUUUUUCACAGUUAAGACCAGGUCUAACACACAUCAGAGAUCUCAUACGGGGGAGAAGCCGUAUUCCUGUCCUGAGUGCGGGAAAUGUUUUUCAGUGA
This is a messenger RNA of Staurois parvus, 588 nucleotides long. The record is from the annotation of a GenBank genome assembly. NCBI's taxonomy places the organism in Eukaryota, Metazoa, Chordata, Amphibia, Anura, Ranidae.